Molecule: messenger RNA, 3831 nt
Organism: Priapulus caudatus
Lineage: Eukaryota; Metazoa; Priapulida; Priapulimorpha; Priapulimorphida; Priapulidae
Product: metabotropic glutamate receptor 1-like
Exons: 8
Coding region: 1-3831 (1276 amino acids)
Biological process (GO): regulation of synaptic transmission, glutamatergic; G protein-coupled glutamate receptor signaling pathway
Cellular component (GO): postsynaptic density membrane
Molecular function (GO): adenylate cyclase inhibiting G protein-coupled glutamate receptor activity; G protein-coupled receptor activity involved in regulation of postsynaptic membrane potential
Source: RefSeq, a predicted model, not a curated record
AUGCACUCGGCGGCGACGCUGGCGUUGGCGACGCCGCUGCCGCUGCUGCUGUUGCUGCUGUUGAUGCUGGCGGCGCUACCCGACUCUGCGGCGGGCAGCAUGAGUAGCCAGCGCAAGACGGCGCUCAUCCCGGGAGAGGUGCUCAUCGGCGCGCUCUUCUCCAUACACGAGCAGCCGAAGCAGAAGAACGCCUACACGCGUACGUGCGGCCCCAUCUGGGAGGAGUACGGCAUCCAGCGCGUCGAGGCGACCUUCAAGACGAUCAACGAGAUCAACGCCGACCCGACGUUCCUGCCGGGCAUCAAGCUCGGCGUAGAGGUGCGUGACUCGUGCUGGUUCACCUCCGUGGCGCUCGAACAGAGCAUCGAGUUCAUACGCGACGCGAUAUCGACUAGCGACGACGACCAGAAGAAGCUGAGCCGCAACGAGACGUCGCUGUGCGCGAAGCCGACGAGCAAGAACAUCGCCGGCGUCGUCGGACCCGGCUCGAGCACGGUGACGAUACCCGUGCAGAAUCUGCUGCAGCUGUUCGGCAUUCCGCAGAUCGGAUACUCGGCGACGGCGCAGACGCUCAGCGACAAGAACGUGUUCAAGUACUUCCUGCGCGUCGUGCCGAGCGACGAGUUUCAGGCGCAGGUCAUGGUCGACAUCAUCAAGCACUACAACUGGACGUACGUGUCGGCCGUGCACACCGAAGGCGUGUACGGAAACGGCGGCAUCGAAGCAUUCAAAAACAAAGCACGCGACGAGGGCAUCUGCAUCGCCACCGCCGCCAAGGUGAAGAGCAAUGACGAUGCGAGCGAGUUCGACGCCGUCAUCAAAGCGCUAAACUCCACGCCGAAGGCUCGUGCUAUCGCCUGCUUCUGCGAGGGAAGCACGAUACGUGGAUUGUUGGAGUCAACGCGCCGACUAAACAUGGUCGGCUAUUUCACGUUCAUUGGCAGUGACGGAUGGGCCGACCGCGAUGACGUCAUAGAGAGUUACGAAGUCGAAGCUGAGGGAGGCAUCUCCAUACGAAUUCAGUCACCGACCGUCGAGGACUUUGACGACUACUACUUCUCGCUAAAGCCGUUCCAGAAUCCUCGCAACCCGUGGUGGGAAGAAUUCUGGGAGCAAAGGUUUAACUGCACUUUCACACCGACGCCUGGUGUACGGGUGUGCACAAAGAACGAGGACCUGCGCGAAGAUUACCGACAGGACACGAAGAUGGGCUUCGUCAUCAAGGCGAUCACGACGAUGGCUCACGGGCUAGACAACAUGCACCGCGACGUGUGCGGCGGCAGACCGGGCCUGUGUCGCGACAUGAACCCCAUCAACGGCACCAUGCUGCUCUCGCAUCUCAUGAACGUCAGCUUCUCGAUGAACGGACAGUCGGUGUUCUUCAACCAGAACGGCGAUCCGCCUGGCAGGUACGACGUACUGAACUUCCAGCGGAAAGCCAACGGAAAGUACGGCUACCGGCUCGUCGGCACGUGGGAUAGCAGCGGUGGAGGGCUGCACAUCAACGACUCGCUGAUGACGUGGGCGAAAGAUCCAGGAAAGAAGCUCAUGGAAUCGGUGUGCAGCAAGCCGUGCGGCAAAGGUCACGUCAAGAGCAUCCAAGAUGGCGGCGUCAAGUGCUGUUGGACGUGUAUGCCAUGCGAGCCAGACGAGUUCAUGCUAGAUGAGCUGACGUGUCAGUCGUGCGGCCAGGGCUGGUGGCCGAAUGAGAACCUUACGGCGUGCGUCAUGAUACGCGUUGAGUACAUCCGCUGGGACGACACGGGCAGUAUCAUCGUCGUCUGCUUCGCUUGCUUCGGCAUGGUGUCGACACUCUUUACGACGAUGAUCUUCGUGCAGUACAACAACACGCCCGUCGUCAAGGCGACGACACGCGAGCUCAGCUACAUCAUCCUCGUCGGCUUCAUGCUCUGCUACGCGUGCAGCUUCAUCCUGCUCGCCAAGCCGCUGCAGCACACCUGCUACCUGACGCGCAUCCUGCCCGGACUCGCCUUCUCGAUGAUCUACGGCGCGCUGGUGACGAAGACGAAUCGCAUCGCGCGCAUACUCGCCGGCAGCAAGAAGAAGAUCAUGACGCGCAAGCCGCGCUUCAUGAGCGCCACGGCGCAGAUGCUCAUCACGCUCGUCAUCGUCGUCGCCGAGAUCGCCAUCCUCGUGACGAUGCUCAUCCUCGAGCAGCCGGACUCGACGCUGCGCUACCCGGGCGCGCGCCGCGUCACACUCGUCUGCAACACGUCGACGCUCGGCGUCAUGGCGCCGCUCGGCUUCGACUUCUUCCUGGUGGCGAUGUGCACGCUGUACGCGGUGAAGACGCGCAACGUGCCGUCCAACUUCAACGAGGCGAAGUUCAUCGGCUUCACAAUGUACACGACGUGCAUCAUCUGGCUCGCCUUCGUGCCGAUCUACUUCGGCAGCGACAUGAAGGUGAUCACCAUGUGCCUGUGCAUCAGCCUCAGCGCCACCGUCGCGCUGCUGCUGCUCUUCGCGCCCAAGGUCUACAUCAUGGUGUUUCGGCCCGAGAAGAACAAUCGCAGCUCGUUCACGACGACGAAGUCGGUGCGCUGCCACAUCGGCACGCAGAAUACGGCGCAUUCCGGCAGCAGCGGCAAGCCGUGGGCGUACUCGGCGGAGCGCGAGAGCACGGAGAAGCAGGACAUGCAAUAUAGUUACAUGGAAGCCAAGAUGGCGGAGAGGAAGCGUGAGGAGGCGCGUAGACCAGGCUUUAUCAAGCGCUGGAGCAUGACGCACGGCAGCAGCUACGACAGCGCCCUCGCUAGCGGCAACAAGGCCGACGCGUCGCGACAGACGCGACUCACGCACGGCGCACGCGCAGAGACCGUCAACGCCUCGCGCAAGCCGAUACUGCAGCGCCAGCCGGCGUCGACCGCAGCGCCGCCGCAGCGGGACGCCGACGACGCGGAGCGGCAGCACCGUCGCUUCUCGCCGAGGACGCUCAGCCGCGAGAACUCGUCGCAGACGACCGACGAGCUGCUGCAGUUCCUGCUGCCGCAGCUGCGCCGACGUCUCGUGCGCACCGACGCGCAGCAGGAGAGCUCCGACAACGACGAGCGGCCGCUAGAGGGCGCCGACGAGUCGCUGCGUUCGGCCGCCGCCGGCGUCGCUGCCGUCGCCGUGUGUGAACACGCGCAGAAUAGUCGGUUCAACGGAGCGCGCAGCUUACGCGGUGGUCCAAUGGGCUUUCUCGACUUGGGAUAUGAGAACGAACUAUACGAGAGUCCCGACGACGACGCCGACGACGACGACAGGUCGCGAGAGGGCGCCAGCGACAUUUCGCCGCUGCUCGACGAGGUCUCCGUUUGGUCGAACAGCUCGUUCGGCGGCGACGCCUGCGACGACUUCGACCCGGCCAACGGCAGGUACAGCUACCAGCCAGACCUCAACCCAAUCAUGGAGCUAUCGUCGACGAGCAUAGACCGGUCGGCGAGCAGAGCGAAGAGCAAAAACCGUCGGCUCGGCGGCGACUGGUCGAUGGACACCGCCUGUACGACGGUCGAUAGCGGCAGCGUCGACGGCCUCAAACCGAGCCGCAGCGAGGAUGACCUGCUCGGCUGUCUGCUGGACAUAUCACCCUACCCACUGCCGCCCAGCCUCAGCGCGCCCGACCUGCCCAACGUGCGAGUGAUCGACGCGCCGUCUAGCGACACGACACACGAUUCGGACGGACUGAGUAACGGCAGCGCAGUGUCGUCGGGUCUCCUCAGCGCCAGCUACACGACGCCGCGCAAGAACAGUUACGAGAAAUUCCAGAUGGCGCUGCGCGCGCGCGGUAUUUUUGUAAAUAUAGAUCAGGUGCAGUCGAGUGACGUAUGA